This is a messenger RNA of Paramuricea clavata, 8459 nucleotides long. NCBI's taxonomy places the organism in Eukaryota, Metazoa, Cnidaria, Anthozoa, Malacalcyonacea, Plexauridae. The record is from the annotation of a GenBank genome assembly.
UAAGAAUUUUAAAAUAUGGCGGAUAAAUGUUGCAAUUAAUAUAAUUCCAAGAAUGUCAUCAAGUACUGACAAAAAACUCAAGAUCUACGUAUAAUUUUUCACAGAAAUUUAACUCUGAUGUGUUGAGAAGAGCUAAAAAUCAUUGUAUUGCAAUUCACGGAGGUAUUUUGUUCGACAAUGGUCAAUGGCGCUGGAGUCAUCACAAAUUAUUAUAAUUAAUUAAACACUGUUUAUGUAUUUGUUUAUAAACAACUCUUUUGGGAGUUAUCUUUAGUAGCUCAUUAUGUUUCGUGGAGUGAAUUUUAAACAAAGGCUAUUCUAUCUGAUUGUCAUCAUCCUGAUUUUAGCCAUUGUGGUUUUAUUUUUAUGGUCUGGAAGUGACCAUGAUUCACUUGCAGAAACAACCAACAACAAAGUUACUGUUGAUUCUCAAACUGUAGCUUCUAAUAUACCAUUGCCUUUGCCAUCCAUUCAGAAUUGCCGAAUGCAUACGAACGAUUGCUUUAACAUCUAUCGCUGUGGUUAUAACGAGGGGGAUAAAAUUAGUGUUUAUGUCUAUCCAUUUACAAACUAUUUUGACGAGCAAGGGCAUCAGGUUUCGCCGCCAUUUUCAAGGGAAUUUUAUGACUUGGUUAUGGCCAUUAAGGAGAGCAAUUAUUACACAUCGGACAUGGACAAGGCAUGUAUUAUAGUACCUCCACUCGAUAUGUUGAACCAGAGAAGAAUUAACGUCAAAUAUGCUGGGCAGAUACUAAACAGUUUGCCAAGGUAUAUAUGUGUAUUUUUGUAGCUUUGGUUUAGAUUUUGAAUAAUUCAUGGUUCAGGCCCAUUGCAUGGUGCUUCCAUUUUGGCUAAAAAAAAUGACAGGUUUCCUCCAACUUAAGCCCUCCAGUUUUUCCCACAAUGGUUGCCCUAACUGGACCGAGUGGCAGUUUUCAUGUAGAACUGAUAGAGUUUCCCAUGCAGUGUACACUUAUGUCAGUUUACCCUUUAAUGAUACAUCCUUCCGGAAAGUAUGUUACUUUGGCUUUAGGGCCUUGUUUUUGUGCAUGUGGCAUUUAUAAUAUAGUCAAACCCAAACGUCUCGAUCAAAAAAAUGAGGUGCUCUAAAGACAUGAGGUACUCCUCUCAAAGGUGGUGACAUGAGUUGCUCCUCAAUGAGGUGCUCUAAAGACAUGAGAUCACAAAAAUGAGGUGCUCUAAGUGACAUGCCAGACGAUUUUACUCGUCAAGGGGAGAGCACUGGUGCUCAUGCAAUUAGUUAAUGAGGCUUAUAAAUCUUCCUUUGUGUCUAGUUAACCCAUUGAGUUGCAUUGCAUAUCCUACUGUACUCCGCUUUGUUAUUUUACUCUGUCUAUAAGCGCCAGACAAUAGACCUUAGUUUAUAAAAAGGUUGACGUCAGCAUGCUUGCGACAUAGUUUGCGGAGAAAUUCCCGAAAGCUCAGAGUUGUUUACUUGUUUUGAGUUUUUUAAGAGCCAAAAAAAGCCAGUAUUAUGGUAAGUUUGAAGUAAAUUUUUCUAUAUAUAGGCCCAAUGAGUUUUCAUAUUCGUUAGAGUUUAAAUUUUAUUUGUUUUUAUAUUAGAUUGUACAUUUAUUUACUGUCAACAUUUAGCAAAUUGUUCGCUCAGUCUGUUUACAUAUUUCGUUGCUAAAAAGUAUAUUUUUUUCUUUUUUGUUUCUCAAAUUCAUCAGUCUAAUCAUCAGAAUGGCCCAACCUGGCAAAACCUUGAUAGGAAAUUAAAGCUAGAUUGUUGACCCAGACGGCACGGAAAGUGUUAUACACGAUUGAUAAAAGCUACUUGUCAUGUAUGUUAACUUAACUAUUUAUCGAUAAAAUAAUAGACUUAGUCUUUGUUUAUAUGUCUAAGUUCACUUAUGACUUAUGUACCUCUUUGCACGAUCACUGAGCCUGUGUAUUGCUGUCUACAGCUUGAUUGGGGCCAUUCUGAUGAUUAGACUGAUGAAUUCGAGAAACAAAAAAGAAAAAUUCUACUUUUUAGCAAAGAAAUAUGUAAACAGACCGAGCGAACAAUUUGCUAAAUGUUGACAGUAAAAUAAAUGUCCAAUCUAAUAUAAAAUCAAAUAAAAUUUAAACUCUAACGAAUACGAAAACUCAUUUGGCCUGUAUAUAUAGAAAAAUUUACUUCAAACUUAACCAUAAUACUGGCUUUUAAAAAACUCAAAACAAGUAAACAACUCUAAGCUUUCGGGAUUUCCUCCGCAAACUACGUCACAAUCCUGCUGACGUCAACCUUUUUAUAAAGGUCUAUUGUACUUGUCAUUGGGAGGGCACUGGCACUCAAUGGGUAAUCAGACUAUACGGUCAGUUGUAUUUCUUAGUUGGAGACAGCUUGGUGGGAAGAACCAUCUCAUCUUCAACAUGAUUCCAGGUCAGAGUCCAGAUUUUAACACAUCCUUAGACGUUCAAACGGACAAAGCAGUCCUCGCCAGUGGCAGCUUUUCAUCUUCAUCUUAUCGACCUGGAUUUGAUAUCAGUAUACCUAUCUCUAAUUCAUUGACACAACAUUAUCUUGGUGAACAAAACAUACGGUAAAGUUGGUUUUAAAUUCCUUCUAGGUUAGAUUAGGUUUGUAUGCAAAAUAAGUGUUCAUAAUUAUUGUUCAAUAACCAGAGCCCCUGGUUAUUUAUACACCGACAUUAGUGUGGUUAUAAUUUAACCAGUCGUCAAGUAUGACUGGAAAUCUUGAAGUACUCAAAUUGAAGCUAUGUUUAAUUGUCAAUCUUAUUUCUUAGAAAGAGCACCAAGAAAUGGUUUUUGUUAUCAGCACAAGCGAAUUAUAACCCAAACUACCGACCAACACUUGAAAAUCUGGCUGCUUUGAGAGAGAAUGUUUUAGUUUUAAAUAGAUGUAUAAAAGAUGAUCGGAUAUAUUCACGAUGUGAUGGAGAGCUUUUGUCGUACAAGUAUCCUCAAAUAUUGCAGGUAACCAUUACAGGAUAUAGCCAUUGUGCAUAACCAUAUGUGUACAAUUUUUAAGCACAUCUUUGAUUUGUGGUAGUUUCAACUUGUCUUAUUGUUUCACGCAUGUAAUUACCCUAAUGCAGCAUUCACAUUUGACCCUUCAUUUCUUUUCCAAUAGUCUUCCACAUUUUGUUUGGUUAUUCGUGGUGUGAGGUUGGGUCAAUCUUCGUUGCUAGAUGCUUUAAUGAUGGUAAGUUCCGUAUUAGAAAUUGCAUUCUCAAGGUUAUACUGGAACUGAGAACGAUUGGAAUGGGAAAACCUGUGUACCAUUGUACAGUUGUAGUUGGACAUUUCACAGCGGUGAAAUAAAGUUCUUCAAGAACAACAACAGUCAACAGAGCAACUUUUAAUAGAGAAUUUGUCUUUAAGAAAGUGCAGUAUUCAACGUGUUUUAUAUGAAUUUUAGGGUUGUAUUCCUGUGAUUAUUGCUGACAACUACGUGUUGCCUUUCUCUGAAGUGAUCGACUGGCCAAGGUGAGAUAAGACGGGUUUUAAGUGAAAAAGAGAGAAGAACAGUGUCUAAUUAGCUCAUGCAUGCGUGCAAUAUAUGCCGUCGUCUGGAUAUGAUUUUUUCCAUACGGCAAGACGAUUAAGGAGCAUUUAUACAUUCAAAAUUUUUACACAUACUGUACGUCAUAGGAGAAUCAUAAAGAAGUCAUUAUAUCAUACUUCUUUAUCUGCCAUUUGUGACAUUGUGAAAUCUACGGUAAAUUUUCCACAAUCCGAAAUCAUCAAACACUUUUGUUCAGCUUUGCAUGUAGUUUAAUUUUACCAAACAUCGCACGUUUUUCUUCGGCUCCAGGUUUCUCCUACGUGUAGAAAUACUACGGUGGAUAGUAUAAGAUAUACCUGGUAUAAAUAUGGUUUAGAUUAUUUAGCUUUUUUCUUCCCCUCCCCGCCUGCAUUGUGCCCUUGAAAAUUCAUUUAACACAAGGCUUUGUAUUGCAGGGCGGCGGUGAUAGUACGCGAAGAACAAAUCUCGAAUGUGUAUGAAAUCUUGACGAGUUAUACUCCACAAGAGAUUACCGAUAUGGUGAAACAGGUUCGAGGAAUAGUUUAGUUUAAGAGGAGAUUUUUUUGUAUGUUACGUAACACGCGCUCAAAACUAAUGCGUAUAUAAUAUAUACCACUUGAGGUUAUGACUAAAUUCAAAAUUUUUAUUUUUCGAUAAUCGAUACGUUUCUCAAUCGGCAAACAAACUUAAAAAGUAUGUUUAGUGCUUUAUCUGUAAAAUAAUGCUAAAAUGAAGAGAUUUUAGAUGAUACGCCAAAGAGAAAAUGAUGUCUGAAGUUCAGUAAGUUUUGCUUAUAUAUGGCUGUAAAUAUGGCGUCAAUUUUGAAGCAUCUUUGAUAAUUGUAUUUUAAUUGACAAUUUUUAACUAUUAUUUUAUGUUUCUCAACCGGCAGAUGCAUUUAAAAAGGUAGCUAACUCUAUAAACUAGAGAAUAAAGCUAAAACAAAGUAACUUUGAGAGGAACGCCAAAAAGAUUUUAGGUUUUGAACACUUUUCAUUGCAAAUACGUGACAUUGAAAAAAAUUAUAUAACUAAAAUUUUGAUCUUAGACAAGUCUAGACAAAAAUUUCAUCACAGCUUGAAAGAGCAUCACAAAAUUAGUAAUAUUCCAAAGUUUCGUUGUGAAAUGUUGUAAAAUGCGGAUCAUGUAUAGCCCUGCGGAAUUUGCAAUUUUCAGUCAUUUUGUAUUACAAACGGGAAAUUGAUGCCCCAACACCCGGUUGGGCUGUCAAUUUCCCAUGCGUAAUACAAAAUGACUGAAAAACGGCAAACUUCGCAAGGCUAUAUUAUCCGCAUUUUACAACAUUUCGCAACGAAACUUUGGAAUAUUACUAAUUUUGUGAUGCUCUUUCAAGCUGUGAUGAAAUUUUUGUCUAGAUCAAAAUUUUAGUUAUAAGGGGAAAGGUCCAUUGAUAAGGGAUUCGAAGUACCUACGAUUUUAACUUACUUAUCCGACGACGCGAAAGUCUGACCAUUUUACUGAUAUCAAUGUAAAGGUGGUACUUUCUCCUCAAUUAUUUUAAGAUCUUGAGUAGAGGUACAGUACGACCAAGGAUUGAACCCGAGUCUCUCAGCUUGAAAGGCAAGCAUGGUGACCACGACACUACAAAUGAUGUAGAUCCGUUAAUGACUGUUAUUAUAUACACAAGGUCUGGAUAUGAGGUAUUCUGCAAUCUGAUUGGUUCUCUACUAGCAGGAUAUUUAUAGCUCAUAUCCUGCUAGUAGAGAAAACGGCAGGUUGUCGCUUUUUAUAGCCUUCACAGGAUUAAAAACACAAUGAAAAAACUCCCACAAAUUGUUUUCAGGUUAGCAAAUAAAUUUUUAAUAUUUAAAAUGGUUAAAAAUAUAUAUUUUUGAAAAAAUAAUCGGCCGAAAUCGCGACGAUAAAAACAUAAACAAAAUAGAAAAAUAUUGAAAAUAUUCGAAAAGCAAAGUCUGUUAAUUCCGACCUUGUGUAUAUAAUAAAACAGUUAUUCCACUCACUCUCGUCAAAUAUCAGCGAUAGCCGAUUCGGCGCUAUAUAUGCGCCUCAUCGGCUAUCAGCUCAUAUUCGACUCGAGUUCGUAGAAUAACUGUUAAUUAGAUUGCAACUUGACCUACCAAUUUGUUGUUGACAGUCGACAUCUUCCCUUUAAUUUUAUAAAAUCAUACAGGUCAACUAUAUAUAUAUAGGACACUAUAUUUAGAGAGCUGCCGGAUGAGAGAAAUACAAUUACUUGAAAAAUAUAAGCCGAACUUCAACGAAGGGCCUUUGCUAGUCGUAUCCAGGGCAGGAAAAUAAUUUUCUUCCUGGGAACACAACCUGGAGACAAAAAAUUCCUGCAGACCAACGGAGUAUUUUUGUGCUAAAUCUGCAUGUGCAUGCAUAUAAGGGAAGCAUAUAGUGUUCUAGCUGACCAUGGUUUUAAAUUCUAGGAAUAAUGUCUGCCAACCAUACGUUGUUGCGUCCAUAGUGGGACAUGGGUGUUAAGGUUUCCUUCAAAUUUUCAAUAGCAAAUCUUUAUUCAAACGAAUUUCCUGCAGCUGUUUAACAUUUCCUGCGAACAGUGUGCGCGUGCUCGCCUAUUUUUCCACCCCUGGUCGUAUCCCUUUCGAACCGCAUUAGCUCUCUUGUUAUCAGUGUCGCCGUAGUGGCAAUCCAGGUUUUAAAGGAAAUCAUCUACAUUGUAAUAUGUCGGUUUUUUGUGUCAACAUUACAGGUCAACCAUCUGUGGAGUAAUUACUUUAGCUCAAUGAAGAAGAUUACCCUUACUACGAUUAAGAUUAUCAAUGAUAGAGUUUUUCCUAAUUCUGCCUGGUCCUACGAAGUAAGUGACGUUAUUUCGGGUAAUAGUAACAUCAAAAGUCACCCGUUAUUAUCUCCACCAGGAAGUUAUGUUCAUCUACGUGCAUGUGUUUUUUUUAUUAAUAUUUAUUUUCAGGAAGCUUUCUCACAAAGUGGUUUUCAGAAAGGUCCUGAACUAAAUAAAAAAAUUUACAAGGAAGACAUGCAUAUACUACUCAACAACUAUCAAACAUUUUCCGUGUUGAAGGAAGAUAUGCACGCUGUAUACUACUUACAGUAACAAAUAUAAAACAUUUUCCGUGUUGAUAUACAGUUAUAUCAACACGAGUGGGAAUGGACCAUUUGCGUAAUAGACUAAAUUUUGAUCUAAACAAGUCUAGACCAAAAUUUCAUCACAGCUUGAAAGAGCAUCACAAAAUUAGUAAUAUUCCAAUGUUUCGUUGCGAAAUGUUGUAAAAUGCGGAUAAUAUAGCCUUGCGAAGUUUGCCGUUUUUCAGUCAUUUAGAUUACAAACGGGAAAUUGACAGCAUCAAAGGGUUUGGGGCUGUCAAUUUCCAAUUUGUAAUCUAAAAUGACUGAAAAUUGCAAAUUUCGCAAGGCUAUAUUUUCCGCAUUUUACAACAUUUCGCAACGAAACAUUGGAAUAUUACUAAUUUUGUGAUGCUCUUUCAAGCUGUGAUGAAAUUUUUGUUGAGAUCAAAAUUUAGUCUAUUACGCAAAUGGUCAAUUGGGAAAACGAGAAAUUGUGAGUGUUUUCACACAAUUUCGAGUUUUCCCAAUUUCCACGAGUGAUAGAACUGUAUACGGAAAAAAGUUAUAUAUAUUUUUUUAUAAUAUAGCACAAAGAAAUAUAAAGAAAGAAAAUUUCCGUGUUGACAUUGAGUUAUAUAUCAACACGGCUCGUAGCCAAUUAGCGUUCAAUUUACAAAUGCUACAUGCAGUGUAUUAUAAAUAACUAUGAGGAAUAUUUAAAUAAUUAUACGAGGGAAAGUUCAAAGAUUGCUAAAAAAGUUUCUCCUAAAUGUAUAUAUGUGUGUGCAUGUUUGCCUGCAUGUGAGUACGAUAACUCAACAACUAUCAAAUAUAUUAAUACAAGAAUUUGUGAGAUUAAUGGCCAUUGCCCGAGGACAAAUUGAUAAAAUUUUGGUUAAAUUUGGACGGAAAUUGGACGGGAAAUUAGCAAAAGUUUGUCUUGCUUUACUGGGCAGAGUAAACGGAAUGUGGAAUUAGCCCGUUGUGUAUAACGCAUGCGUGAUACAUAACUUCAAACGCUCAUUAAUAAUUCAUAAGCUUAUUGGCAAAUCAUGUCAACUAUAAUACAGGGAUGGAUCCAGCAUGAUCUGGCCGGUAGGGGGGGGGGGGGCUGCAAAUUUUUUUAGCGACCCCUAUUUAAAAAAAUUUUCCGGAAAAAUUUUUUUUCGGAGAGCAAUGACCUCUUCCCCCUCCCCCCCGUCGACAACUUUUUAGGGAAAAAAUUUUUCCGGACGAGUACGUUGCAAUUGGUUUCCAGUGACUUUACCCGUCUAUCAACUUGUUCCACUACUGCAAAAAAAGUCUUGCUUGACUACAGUUUUUGAAUUGUAAUUGUUGUUCACAGUUCGCUUAUCAUCAUGUUAUUACUCAAAUUACUGAAUCUCAUUUUGUCUCUAAUAAUUUUUUGCUUUAUCAUGAAAAAUAGCACCCCCCCCCUGCAUCCAUCCCUGCUAUAAUAUGUCACGUGCAGUGGCUUAAACUCGCAGAUCGUGUUUUAUUAGGUCUAAAGCCACUCGCGCUGCGUGCUCGUGGCUGGAAACCUAAUAAAACACUCAUGCUUGUUUGUUAAACAGUAUACAUAAUUCACUGGCAUGCAGAGACUGGGAUUAGAAUACUAGGAUAAUCGUUAUGAUUACGAUCAUAAGGUUUUCCAACGGUAUUAGAUAGAUUCAUAUUUGAUUCCCAUUAUACCGUUAACCAAUAAGAUGCGUUUGAUCUAUCCGAUUAACGAAUCAAAUACGUAUUAAACCAGUGAAAUGUAUAGCUGUAAUGGAAGUCAAAUCUGAACCUCACUAUCGUAUGGCUGAAAGGCAUCGUUAUUCUCCAAUCUCUUGUUAGGAUUGGAACACUCCGAAUAUACCUCCAUCUGGCGAAGCUAAGGUAUGAUCUACUUAGGUUACUGUGGCUAUAAUUUCCAUUCGGC